This is a messenger RNA of Amblyraja radiata (thorny skate), 1029 nucleotides long. RefSeq names its product sialic acid-binding Ig-like lectin 12. The transcript has 4 exons. NCBI's taxonomy places the organism in Eukaryota, Metazoa, Chordata, Chondrichthyes, Rajiformes, Rajidae. Gene Ontology annotation, molecular function: sialic acid binding. The coding region runs from base 147 to 1022 and encodes 291 amino acids. Gene Ontology annotation, cellular component: plasma membrane. Gene Ontology annotation, biological process: cell adhesion. The record is from RefSeq and is a predicted model, not a curated record.
UCACAAAUUUGAUCCAGCCACGUCUGGUCAAGGUGUGGAGAGGCGAGUCCGUCACGUUAAACUGUACAUUUACUUAUAAUGGAAGUGUGAAUGCCUGGCUCCGCGUUUCAUGGUAUCGGACAUCACCUGGAGGGUCUACUGACAAAAUGAACAACUCGCUCUGCAUUCCUCACCCCCUCAGGGAUGGUUUCAAAAACUGUACGGUAUCACUGAAGCUUGAAAAUGUAUCGUUUGGUCACUCUGUUUACAACUACAUUUGUGAGGUGAAGGUACCAAAUGUCUUCCCUCCAAUUCAUGAAAAGGGCCAAGGAACACGAAUACAGGUUUAUGAUCUUCCAGAAAUGUAUAUACGGAGUGAUACUUUGGUUGCUGGUCAUGAAUCCACUCUAAACUGCUCUGGCAAGGGAUUGUACGACAAGGAUAUCUCCUUUACAUGGACAUGCACUUCUACAAAUAUCACUGCACCAACUUUUGAAACAGACAGAAAUGGCACACUAGUUGCCACCAGUCAUUACAAGAUUGUCCCAAGAGUGGAAGACAAUGGAACUGAUUGCAGUUGCCAGAUUAAUCAUUCCGUUUUUGGACGGCCAGCUGUAAAUACGAUCAAACUAAAUAUUAUGUAUGGACCACAAGAUCUAUUAAUAACAUACAGGUUGAAAGCAGUGGAUACUUUUCGCCUGAUCAAUGAUAACAUCAUCUUUGUUGCUGCUGAUUCAUUCCUGGAACUGAAUUGUCGCGUAGAUAGUAAUCCAGUCGCCACUGUUUUCUGGACAAAUGCCACGGAGAAUCAUAAUGUAACGUUGCAAACUGGAGUCGGGUUCAACAGUUCAAAAGAAUGGACACGUUUCCAACGUAAAGAUGAAGGAAUGUAUUGGUGCAUGGCAAAAAACGGCUACGGCUGGAGAAACAGAAGUAUCUUGAUAAACACAAAACAGAAAGAUUAUCCUUUUCUUUAUGCUCUGGUCCUGGUCCCCCUAACUACUGCCAUAAUUUUGGCAAUAAUAUAUUUUUGCCUGUUCUGAAAUAGGU